UUCGUUCACAACGCCAUCCAUCGGUUGCGGACGGACGAGAGAGAAAACCAUCAGAAUUACCAUCAGUAGCGCAAGCCCUAGAGGCGGCAUUUAACACCAUCAAAAAUGACUACGACUGAAGAAAUCAAGGUCGAAGAGGAAGAACCAGUAAAGAAGGUCAUUGCCAGCAGAGUUUCGGGUACAGUGAAGUGGUUCAACGUGAAAAAUGGCUAUGGCUUCAUCAACAGAGAUGACAAUAAAGAAGACAUCUUUGUCCACCAGACUGCCAUUGCCAAGAACAACCCUAAAAAGUUCCUUAGAAGUGUAGGAGACGGUGAAGUUGUUGAAUUUGAUGUAGUCUCUGGCACCAAGGGUUUGGAAGCUUCUAAUGUUACUGGCCCAGAUGGAAACCCAGUCCAAGGCAGUAAAUAUGCACCUGAACGUCGUAGAAGACCUUACAGUUACUACCGAUAUCGCCGCGGGCGCCGCCCUCGCCCAAGACCAGACAGCGCUACAAAUGGCGAGGUGAAAGAAGAACAGGAAGGGAAAGGGACUGAAUCUGGAGACAAUGCCGACAAACCUCCAAGACGACGGCGAGGACGUCCAUACUGGAUGAGACGCCGCCGRCCUAACAGAAGAGAUGAACUUUCUGGAGGAGAAAGUGGUGAAGGACAAACACAAGAACAAAAUGGCUCACCACAAGAAGACGGAGAGCAAAGACCUCCCCGACGCCGCCGUCCAAGAUACAGAAGACCAAGACGUCGCAGUGAUAAUGAAGAGCGCAGUGACGAUCAACGAGAGGACAGAAAGGAGGGCGUAGAAGGGGAAGAGGGAGACAGACCCCCAYGCCGUCGAAGAUUCAGACGCUACCCACGCCGUAAGCCUCGCCAACAAGAGGGAGAAGAAGAACAGAAGCCCCCAAGCCAGGAGAAGACAGGUCAAACAACAUCAGACGCUGCCCCUGAGAACUAGAAAGAUCUAUGUUAACCUUAAUUAGAAAUUUGCUCCAACUAGAUUGAACCAUGAUCGUGUGAUUCUCCUACCCUUAACUUGUUAACAAUCUUAUUUGUCUUAUCAAAAGUUGAUGUUUUUGUUGUUCUGGAAAUGUAAAAGAAAAUAGGUUUUGGUAAUGGUUUUCUCAGCACUACAAAUAUUAGGUCAUUCCUUACUUUAUUUUCUUAAGUUUUUUUAGUUAAUGUUUUCCCUUUGUAAUUUUUGUAUUUGUUGAUCAUGGUUUGUGUCUAUUGUUUGAGGUUUUGUUAUCAUCUUGUAUGCUUGUUCCAUCUUGUAAAUGUUUAGCUUAAGGAUGCCCCUUUGGGCUACCUUUGGCAAAGUAUGUAUGUGGAAGACUGGACAAUACAUCGUGUCCAUCUGGAUUAAUAAACAACACGAUUGCUUAUAUAU
Molecule: messenger RNA, 1383 nt
Organism: Exaiptasia diaphana
Lineage: Eukaryota; Metazoa; Cnidaria; Anthozoa; Actiniaria; Aiptasiidae
Product: nuclease-sensitive element-binding protein 1
Exons: 7
Coding region: 106-951 (281 amino acids)
Biological process (GO): regulation of gene expression
Cellular component (GO): nucleus
Molecular function (GO): nucleic acid binding
Source: RefSeq, a predicted model, not a curated record